Ilyonectria robusta is the source of this 2031-nucleotide messenger RNA. RefSeq lists its product as uncharacterized. The transcript has 2 exons. NCBI's taxonomy places the organism in Eukaryota, Fungi, Ascomycota, Sordariomycetes, Hypocreales, Nectriaceae. Gene Ontology annotation, biological process: positive regulation of transcription by RNA polymerase II. Gene Ontology annotation, molecular function: DNA-binding transcription factor activity, RNA polymerase II-specific; zinc ion binding; transcription cis-regulatory region binding. The record is from RefSeq and is a predicted model, not a curated record. Gene Ontology annotation, cellular component: nucleus. Bases 1 to 2031 code for a protein of 676 amino acids.
AUGGUUAAUCCACCAACCCGCAAGCGCCAUGUUGUCUCCCGGGAUCGUAAUGGAUGUGUCACCUGCCGUGCGCGAAGAUUGAAAUGCGACGAGGGCAAGCCCAGCUGUCAAAACUGUACUCGGUUCAAAAUCCAGUGCGGCGGAUACAAAAAUCGUCUCGUUUUCAAGGACCAGACGGACCGCCUCUGCAAGAAACAUGGAUCGGGUUCACAUUCUCGAAAUGCCAAGAAGCAAUCCCCACCUGCGCCAAAUGAUGUGACUGCACCCGUGGAUAUGACGCAGGUCCAUCAUUUGACUCAUUGGCAGAGCGUAUAUGUAGCGGCAGAGUCAUUGACGGAGAUGUCUGCUGGACUAGAGCAUAACGGGCACGGAACGAAGGAGGGCGUACAUGAGUCUCAAUCUGGUGCCGGCGAAGAAACUCAUGCCACAGACUUAUCUCUCAAUUUCUUCAACAUUGGCCGCGACGAUGAAUCGCCAACGCAGGGCCACUACGAUAAUCCUCAGUCUCCGGAUGACUCUGUCCCGAGUGACCCUGAUGACAUGGGAGCCUUGGAUGCCACAUUUUCACCACUUGAGACCUCACACAACGGAGAAACGACAAUCCAUCGCCCACAGCCGUCUCUUAUCUCGCAUUCAAGCCAAUCACCAUCACAGCCUACCACCCAGCCUGACCUGAUCCAGGUGGCCCCGUCAGGGAUUAUGGAGAGCGCCAAGUUCCCCGAGGAUCUUAUUUACUACCAUCAUAUACGGGAUGGCCCGCCUUACGGAUUGCUAUCUGUUCUAUCGCUCGACGAUAUGUUCCAAGUGAAAUACCUGGACGCGUCCUUUUUCCAUGCCGCGCUAGCACUUUCGGCAUUGGACAUAUCCCACAUCGAGGGAAACAAUGUGCUGGCCAAGAAGGCUCGACUGCAUGCUCUGGAUCACUACGUGACUGCCCUAGGCACGGUCAGUCGAACGAGUAACCUCUUGGAUCUCGGAUUCCGCCCUGAUAGGUCAUAUGCGGCCAUCUCAUGGCUGGCCACGACCUUGUUCUUAGCACACUUUGAGUUGCAGCGGGGCGAGAUGAGGCUUUGGUACAUACACAGCUGCGCCGCCGUGAAUCGACUCUCCCGAGACCUUCGCCUUGUGAGAGGGUCGGUCAUGGGCGAACCAAUACUGCGAUCGUUUUCCCGGAUUGCUGCUUUGCUCAAUAUUUACGAUCGCACGUAUUCGGUCCAGCCGAGGACCUGUCCCGACAUCCCAAACUCACUACAAGACUCAUUGCUACUGUCGCCUUGUCCUACAGAUCGGCUACUCUUCAUCCUGCCUCGCGUGAUCGAGCUAGAGGAAGACUGGCGCAGUAAUCCUCAGGAAGAAGACCGGUUUCGAGAACAAGCAGCCAAAUUGAUCUCGGAGCUGGAGGAAUGGCGAUGUAGCUUGGAUGAAGCGGAUGUACCUUUUUUUAAUGACAUACAGUCUCCCGAGGGAGGAGGCGCGUUUUCAAUCAGCCCACUGACCUUGUCGGAUUCCCGCCAGCCCAUCCGAGCCGCAACCAACUUCAUGCACUAUCUCAUUUCCUUGUUAAGACUUGGCACCCACUAUCUACCAGGUUCUGGACGGCAGCAACCGAGCAAUUCAGAACAUUUAGUUCUCCUGGUGUGUCGUCUGGCCGCCGGUGUAACUCCACAGCAAUGUGCAGCUAUAAACGCCUACGGGCAUGGCAUGGUACCUGCAUUGAUGAACGCAUACUACAUUACGCAUGACGGGUCGAUCAAGGCUUGGAUAGUUGACUGGUUGAAUAAGUUUCCGCGAGAGAGGGAAGGCAUCUGGAAUGUUCGACAUGCGACACGGCUAUUAGCGUAUAUCGACGAGGAAUACAGUCGGCGGGGAGCGGGCCAGAACUGGGGCGUGAUCAAGGUCCGCAUGAUAGACCUGGAAGAUGAGAACACGCCUGAACCUGUAGAUGUUGAGAAAACCGAAGACAGGUUUACGGUUGAGAUAUAUUCGAGGUCGAAACGGGGAUGGAGCAUAGAUUUUGUUGAUGUCCCUUGA